GAAUUCUGUUUUAUCAAGGUUUGUAACCUACUCCGGAGAGCAUCAGAACAAUGUCCUACGUUUUUGUAAAUGACUCUUCGCAGACAAACGUGCCGCUGCUGCAGGCUUGCAUCGAUGGGGACUUUAACUAUUCCAAAAGACUGUUAGAGAGUGGGUUUGACCCAAAUAUUCGUGACAGUCGGGGCCGAACUGGCCUUCAUCUUGCAGCAGCCAGAGGAAAUGUAGACAUCUGUCAGCUCUUGCACAAAUUUGGUGCUGACCUACUAGCCACUGAUUACCAAGGUAACACAGCCCUUCACCUGUGUGGCCAUGUGGAUACCAUCCAGUUUCUUGUUUCUAAUGGACUUAAAAUUGACAUUUGCAAUCACCAAGGUGCAACACCCCUGGUUCUUGCCAAACGAAGAGGUGUGAACAAAGAUGUCAUUAGGCUGCUGGAGUCUUUGGAGGAGCAGGAGGUGAAAGGAUUUAACAGAGGAGCUCACUCCAAGCUGGAAACCAUGCAAACUGCGGAAAGUGAAAGUGCCAUGGAGAGCCAUUCCCUCCUCAACCCAAACCUGCAGCAAGGCGAGGGAGUUCUGUCCAGCUUCCGCACGACGUGGCAGGAGUUUGUGGAAGACCUGGGCUUCUGGAGGGUGCUGCUCCUCAUCAUCGUCAUCGCUCUCCUGUCCCUCGGGAUCGCGUACUACGUCAGCGGGGUGCUUCCCUUCGUGGAAAACCAGCCCGAGCUGGUGCACUGAGGCAAACGGGAUGUGCACUGUGCUUUGCUCUGCUCUUACCUUAUUUUGAGCUUCUUGGAAUUAUCUUCUUGGUGCAGGCAGUGGCAGCUGUAUAUACUGUUUGCCUUUUGUACUUACUAUACUGUUUGCCCUUUGGAAAGAGGGAUUAAUUCAUUUCAACUAAAACACUAAAUUCUAAAGCAUUCCUGAGCUACCUCUCACUUACCUUGACUUGUAACAAGAUGUGUAGAUACGCGUCUCUAUUGCUAAA
Tinamus guttatus (white-throated tinamou) is the source of this 987-nucleotide messenger RNA. The record is from RefSeq and is a predicted model, not a curated record. NCBI's taxonomy places the organism in Eukaryota, Metazoa, Chordata, Aves, Tinamiformes, Tinamidae.